Molecule: messenger RNA, 366 nt
Organism: Mesorhabditis belari
Lineage: Eukaryota; Metazoa; Nematoda; Chromadorea; Rhabditida; Rhabditidae
Source: the annotation of a GenBank genome assembly
AUGGCUGGACAAUUUCCCGUGGAAAUCCUGGAGCCCGUGUCAAUCAAUAACAAUACUCCGGUUCUCAACAUCAUGGGACCGAAUGGUUCGGCGUCAUAUGUGCUUCGCAAUAGCUCCGACCAAAAUUGCUACUUUGUGAUUGGUACGCCUGUUCUGAGAGCUAACCCAAUGGCGGUGCAAAACUGGGACCUUGCCUAUGUUUUGUCAAACAAUACGGAGGUGUUCUUGAUGAGUUUUGUCUUAGCCCCGGGCGAUAACGUCCGUCUUUAUCUCCGCGGACAAAAUCUGGUGCCUGGAGAAUACGAUUUGAACAUCGGAGCUGGAUUGUUGGCGAGGCAAUUGGGGUGCAAUAAUUCGGGGACAACA